GCCCUUAAAGGAAUGCGAGUAAAUUACUUCCUUGUAGCAGCAGGGUGGAGACUUGGAAGUGUAGACCUAUUUCAGUAAUUCUUACUUCUCUGUUUACAUGGAAGAAAAUUACAAAGCAGCAAGAAAUUUUAAUUCAAAAGUCAGCGCUUCACACCAGAAGGAAUGUGGUUAAAUUACUUCCUUGUAGCAGCAGGCUGGAGACUUAGAGGUGUAGACCUAUUUCAGUAAUUCUUACUUCCCUGUUUCCGCGGAAGAAAAUCACAAAGCAGCAAGACAUUUUAAUUCAAAGUCAGCUCUUCACACCAGAAGCAAAAAUGCUUUAUACAGAGUUACUGCAAUUGUGGAAUGAAUCUGUGCAUGCAAUGGAUAACAAGGACUGGCAAGGAGCUCUGGAAAAGCUGGACCAGAUCACUGAACCAACAUAUCGUACUCUCUUCAAUGCUGCAUCAGCACACAUUUGUCUGGGGCAGCUGGAUGCUGCCCUUCUGGCUUUAGAUCUCACAAUUGUCAAGGAUCAACAUCUCGCAGUUGCAUUCUUCCAGAGAGCAGCGGUAAUGAUGCAGCUUGACAGGUUGGACGAGGCUCUGUCUGACUGUGUCUGGGCACAGACACACUUGAGAGGAAAUAUGGUCAUUGACUAUAGACAACUUGGGCUGCGUUAUAAACUCUACAGCUGGCAGGUGUUACAUAAUGCAGCAGCUGUGUACUGCCGAAUGGACCAGUGGGAUCAAGCCAGAGAUAUUCUCAUCUCACAAACUCAAGGGGGGAAUUUAGAAAUGGCUUUGGACAGUGUCCUGAGAAAGGAAACCCUUGCACCUCUCAAUGUACCUGAGGGCGUGGUGUUUCGUCCCAGGAAAAAGGAUGUGGAUCAACUCAAGCAGAGAGACUUCUUAGGAAAAUCAAAGGUCAUUUCAUCCAUGAUUCCCAACGAUGAUUUUGGCGGAUUUGAACCUCUCAGGUUACAGAAACCUGGUUAUUAUCAACCCAAAGUAGAUGGUGCUAAGGAGUGCCGCUACAUGUGUAUGACAGUCCCUUACAUGGCUCGAGGCCCAGGCCACUUGACAGUGCCAGGCGGUUCUAAGAUAUUUUUAUAUGAAGAUCAGGACAAGGACGGGAUGGCAACUGUCAUAUAUGAUGGACAGAGAGGACUUGUGCCAAUGUCUCUGCUCAAGCCGGCAGAUAUCAAGAUGACCACAGGCAAAACUGAGAGUACACUUGCUACUGGGAUUCCCCUCCCUCCUGGUCUGAAGCCACCCUCUCGUCCACAAAAUUGGUCUCGAACAGCAGCUACUAGUUGGGGAGGACAGUUUUCUUCAGAAACACCACCUCCAUCCUACUCAACUGCUACCCAUACUGAACUGCCAGCCCCAGACCCUCCUAAGUACACAGCCAGUUCAGCCAGCAGUAAAGAUGUCACCUCAGUCCAAGAAGUAGAAACAGACUCUGUGGUUGUAAAAGUUCGCUAUACAUACACCAUGGCACUGUCAGUACCUUCAAAUGCAUCAUACCAUGAACUGAAGGAAGAAAUUGCUCAACAAUUGGACCAGCCAGCAUCUUCUCUGCGCCUCAGACAUAGGAAGCAUGGCUCUCGGGUACUUGUACCUCUUGAAUGGGAAUUAGAGCCAGGGAGGACCAUACAAGAGUUCUCGGAGUCUGGCAAAACAACUUUGUGGUGUCAGGCAGAAGACUCUCUGCGCAACCAUACCAUCCUCUACCAAAUGGUGGCACUAUAUGAUUAUGCUGCUCAGGGUCAAGAGGAUUUGGAGUUCAGCGAAGGGGAUACCAUUGACAUCCUUUGUGAAGUAAACGACGAGUGGUUGGAGGGACAUUGUGCAGGGAGAAUAGGCAUCUUCCCCAGCAGCUUUGCCAUGAGGGAAAAUGAAAUCUUGUGAUGUCUUGAGUUUUAAAAAUUGAGCUGUGCUGAAUAAUAUUUCUUUCAGUUCAAAUCAGUGUCAUUACACCCUUCAGUUCAACCGUGCAAAACACUGUUUCUCUUUUGUUUUCUUUUUUCCUUUUACUUUUUUUAAACCACUAAGAUGGCGCAAUAUAAUGGGUGUCCUUUAAGUAUGUUCUAAUUUGUCUGUUUUUGUUUGUUAAUCACACAAAAAUGUAAUCUUACACCCUAAACACCAAGAUUACCACGCCUAGAACCUAAGAGGGAAGCAAAUUGGCAUGUGUCAUAAUAUUAAUUGAAUUUGUGAGCUGUUCCAUGUUCAGAGUUCGAUGUCAAGUUAUUAUAAAUAAGCACAGCUUCCCUACUUGAAAAAUAUUCAUUUGUCCACACAA
Molecule: messenger RNA, 2286 nt
Organism: Syngnathus acus (greater pipefish)
Lineage: Eukaryota; Metazoa; Chordata; Actinopteri; Syngnathiformes; Syngnathidae
Gene: noxa1
Product: NADPH oxidase activator 1
Exons: 17
Coding region: 315-1892 (525 amino acids)
Biological process (GO): superoxide anion generation
Molecular function (GO): protein binding; superoxide-generating NADPH oxidase activator activity
Source: RefSeq, a predicted model, not a curated record